Molecule: messenger RNA, 405 nt
Organism: Fibroporia radiculosa
Lineage: Eukaryota; Fungi; Basidiomycota; Agaricomycetes; Polyporales; Fibroporiaceae
Exons: 1
Coding region: 1-405 (134 amino acids)
Source: RefSeq, a predicted model, not a curated record
AUGGAGGCCUCCUUGUGCCGCCGUCAUCUCGUUGAAUGGCAAGACGACGGCGGCCUUUCUGUGUCGCUGCGGUCUCGCCCGUCCACCCGCCUCCAUCCCUCUGAACACCAAAACCACGACAGGCUCAUCGCGCCGCUGCCGUCUGCCUCGGUCGCCCGCAGCCGCCUGCUCACCCCUCCCGUCGUCGUCCCUUCUCCAAGACAGGACUCCGCGCCCGCGGCGUCCUCGUCCACCCCUCCCUCCUCUGUGCCCGACAAGCAGCAACCACAGCCAUCCGCACUCCCCGCGCAGCCGUCCGCCAACUUUGUACAGCACCUGCACACCCCGGAGAUGAUCUUUGCAUUAGUCAAAGAUCUCGGCAACGCGUUCCUUCAUUCGUACAUGGGAAGGAACGCGAACGGAUGA